CGUGCUUUUCAAGAAUGGCUCGGUGUAAAAACUUGAAGUGGUUUAAGCCUUAUCCUGAAGUUGUUUCAGAGCCGGAGGUGAAGGUAUUUACAUACUUCUGGUCAAACACGACCACCCGUGACUUUUAAUUCCUCUUACAUGACGCCUUUGUCCCCAGUUUCCUCCUUAUCUUCAAUCCCAUAAUCCGCUGCAACUUCGUCAUCUUCUAAAAUAAAACAUGGCGGGAGCAGGGAAGAAAAUUUUUUUGGAGUUUAUUUUUCAUUUUAGAAGUUCAUGAGGCUUUACCCAGUGAAAUGAGUGCAACAGGAUGGGCUGAAUCGCUACGAAGGUUUAACGAGAGGAAGAAGGCGGAGAAAGAAGAAAAAGCCGAUGAUCUAGAUCAAAGUACUCCCAGUGAGACAGAACUUUUUACCAAAUACUACAAUGAAUGGAAAGGAGCUGGAAAAGUCAAAACCAAGAGCUAUGAUGCUAUUCCCAGGUUUUAUUUCAAGCUUCCUUCAGAAGAUGAGGUUUUGUUACAGAAGUUAAGAGAGGAGUCAAGAGCUGUAUUUCUUCAGAGGAAAAGUAGAGAGCUCCUUGACAAUGAUGAACUUCAGAACCUGUGGUUUUUACUCGAUAAACAUCAUACACCACCUGUGUUUGGAGAUGAACAGAUGAUCAACUAUGAAGACUUCUUAAAAGUUGCUGGAGAGGCUGGUGAAAAAUGCAGGCCCUUCUUCAGUGCAACUGUUUUUGCCAAAUUAUUUCAGCAGGAUCCUUUUGGGAGGAUCUCUAUCAUGCAGUUUUUUAACUAUGUCAUGCGAAAAGUUUGGCUUCAUCAAACCAGAAUAGGCCUAAGUCUAUAUGAUGUUGCCGGACAAGGAUACCUGAAAGAGUCGGUAAGCUUGCAGUAGUUUGUGUGAUGGUUGUGAACUAGUGGAAACUAGUAAU
Molecule: messenger RNA, 930 nt
Organism: Orbicella faveolata
Lineage: Eukaryota; Metazoa; Cnidaria; Anthozoa; Scleractinia; Merulinidae
Product: serine/threonine-protein phosphatase 2A regulatory subunit B'' subunit gamma-like
Biological process (GO): T cell homeostasis; B cell homeostasis; microtubule cytoskeleton organization
Cellular component (GO): spindle; centrosome
Source: RefSeq, a predicted model, not a curated record